CCCACAUUUAGCUUACCGGGCUACUCUUCCCUACCCGCCUUUAAAACUUAACGCGAUCGCCUACUCUUGACGUGAUGUGGCCCCCAUGCUCGAGACUUUUCUAACUCCCGUACUAUUCUAGCUUAUCCCCCUUUUCUUUGUUCCCGCUUUCAUCAUAAACCUGUGUACCUGAAGCCUCUGGCUUGCCAGCGGAAACUGCAGAAAAUAAGUUACAGCUAUUGAACCCAGCUGAUUGGGAAGUGGCCUGAUUGUUAAACAUAUUCCACAAAGGCGGGCCACUGUUCCAACCCGAACAGCCGCUCGCAGGUGGCGACGAAUCAUCGUUUUCUUUGGAACCGAACCGCAAAGACCUAAACGAACAGGCAUUCUUUUAUUUUUCCAACUUGGUUGUUGUUUUCUUGCUGAAGCUCAAUCUACGUCUCGAUCCAAGAAAAAAAAAAAAAAAAGGAUUAACAGCUGAUUUGUACCUGCUGCUUUGAAGCUGGUUUCAGUCUUCACCAUCCAUGCUAGGCCCGGUGCAUAGUAGCGGAGACGCGGCGAUUCGAAGCUUAGCAACAGCUCACGAUGGCGCCCUCGGUGUCGACACAGCAGGGCGAUGAUGGCCGCGUUCCCGCAAGGCGGAUGCGGCAGAGCAAACCAAAAACAAAGACGGGUUGUAGGAACUGCAAAUCACGAAGAAUCAAGUGCGACGAACAGCGACCCGCUUGCACGCAAUGCACUCGGUCUAAGAGGAUAUGCACUGGCUAUCCGCCGCCGGCACAUAGCGCCAGACCUUUUGAAGAGGUCCUUAUCGCGCCCAAGCCCAACAUUGCCUGCGCCGGCCCGAUCGUUAGCAGAAACGCUAACCCCCCAAUCAUACGCGAAUCUGUCAGACUUCCCCCACGCCGUCGACAGCCGCAGCCGCAGCGCCCCACGCCUCCACUGAGUCCUCUUUUCAACUUUUCCAAUGCCUAUGUGAAUCUAUACCAGACCCCUGCCCCUGGCCUCACUUUUGAUCUACAGGAAGGCCAGUACUUCCAGUUGUUCCGCUCCAACACGGCCGGUGAGCUAUCGGGUUAUUUCGACAAUGUGUUCUGGACCCAGACCGUGCUCCGGGAGUGUCAUGACUCUGCCGCUGUCAAGCAUGCCGUAGUCGCUCUCGGUGCCCUCUACAAGACGUUGGAAAAGUCAACAGAGUCACCACCUGGCUCCCCAUCGUCUCGUGAACAGGCUCCGGGCAGCCCACCCGGCCGGGAGGCUGCCCAUGCUCACUGGGAAGUGGCGGUGCAGCAAUACUCCAAGGCCUUGAUGGCACAAGUUAGCGCCCCCAUGAACAGCGACGAUCACAGGUCAAACAGGACACGGCUCAUGACCAGUGUUCUGCUGGCAUGUUUUGACUCGUUCAUCGGCGAUCACAAACAGGCCAUCAUACAGAUCCAGAACGGUCUUGGUCUCCUGGAGAUACUCCGUGCCCAACGGAGAAAGGCCAUGCUGGCGAGGCCCGAGGAGCCCGUCGAGGACGAGCUCUUGCAAAUGUUCACGAGGCUGGCCAUCCAGGCCAAGUCGUACGACAUGGCCUUCCAUUUUCCCGAACCAUAUGUCGUCCGUUUGGUUCAAGCACCUGCCAAUCCUGCCUCGCCCGGCGAAUCCGGCGGAACCCCCGUAUCGAUUCAUCAGGAGCCCAUACCCGAGCGGUUCUCAUCGCUCAUAGAGGCAAGGGUCGCGUGGGACACGCUAUGUGAACAGUUGCUACGCGCCACCGAGUCCAUGGCACAGUUAGCAAGUGGCCCUCCCAACCUCCUGCCUCAGACCAUGAUGAUAUACGGCAAGGCCUUUGCUGCCCGUAUCCGCAGCUGGUCUCACGCAUUUGAGCACAUCCUUACAUCCAGGACUGCCCCUGGUAUCACCAGCCAGGAGAAGGCCGGCAUUGCUGUUCUCAAGAUGUUCCAAAUAAUGAGCGAGAUACUGUUUCAUAUGACCUUUAAGCAUAACGAGAUGGAUUUCGACAAUUAUAGGCCCUACUUCAGGACCAUCGUCGACCUGGCAUCUGAGGUUGUCGGCGAUGAGGAAAGGCGCGCUGCUGAACGUAGAUGUCCGAACCGCAGCUUUUGCGCCCACCAGCAUGUCAACGGCGACUAUAGUCAGUCGAUCAACAUGCUGGGUGGCCAAGAAUAUACGGCGCACCACAUCAAGCCUAGCUUCAGCGCUGACCUUGGCAUCGUGCCGCCGUUGUACGUCGUCGCAGCCAAGUCGCGGGACCACGUCAUCAGGCGGCAGGCUAUCCAGUUGCUGCGGAGUAGUGCAAGGAGGGAGGGUAUGUGGGACAGUCAGCUUACAGCACAGAUCGGCGCGUGGAUCAUGGAGCUGGAGGAGUCCGUGGACGAGGAGGCCAUCUAUGAAGAUGAACUGGACAUGAAUCGCGCGCCUCACCUGCCAACUCCAAAUGCCAGCCCUAGUGAGGUCCCAAUCGCGUCCUUUUCAUCGCCGAAGCAACGGGCAGCUGGUCAGGGACAGCGGGGGAGCUUCGACAGUGACGUACCAUUGGGACCCGGCGGAAACGCGAGGUGGGACGCGCGACUUGAGAGUAGCAGCAGCGCUGGAAAUGGAUCGGUGUCGGCCUCGGCGGAUAGAGUUGUCGGCAUGCGCGUCGUUCCCGAAGACAAGCGUGUGCUUCUCAGGUCGGCAGAGUUUGACCUGCGGGCGCACGUUGCUGUGCUGAAAUGUGGAACCAGAGGCCUGCAUCCGGGAGCACCUGAUAGGAGACUCAGGGAGACAAGGGUUGUGUGGUAGAAGGCGCUUGCUUCGUCUUUCGAGUCUUAAUUAUGAGCAUAUUAUCCUCUCAAUUUUUUUGUUGCAAGCUAAGGCACCCACGAAGAGAUAUACCCAGGAAUUAUUUGAUUUUUUUUCUUGGUUGGAUAACUGGUUUGGUUUUGAAUUACUUGAUCGGUUGCGGCACCGUGUACGAAGACAAGGAAAGAAGUAAAAAAAAGAGGGCUAAAAUAGGUAUACUCAUAGCAAAUGGAAUGUGGCUGCUAUUUGCGAUUUCACGUUGAUUUUCUUGUUAACAUAAUCGCAAUAGAAUAAUAUAUUAUUAG
Molecule: messenger RNA, 3074 nt
Organism: Pyricularia grisea
Lineage: Eukaryota; Fungi; Ascomycota; Sordariomycetes; Magnaporthales; Pyriculariaceae
Exons: 2
Coding region: 565-2769 (734 amino acids)
Biological process (GO): regulation of DNA-templated transcription
Molecular function (GO): DNA-binding transcription factor activity, RNA polymerase II-specific; zinc ion binding
Source: RefSeq, a predicted model, not a curated record